CCUACAGUCGUGUGAGCAAGCGAGUCUCGACUGCUCACACACACAGUCACAGGUGCACGGUGCACGGGGGUAGUAGGUCUUGACACUAGCUAGGGGAAGGCCGGCAUGGGCACCAACAGCAGCAACGCUGAGCUGCCGCGGCGGCUCCCGCCGCCUAAGAUGGGGGAGCGCAUCACGGUGCUGAGCAUCGACGGUGGCGGGAUACGCGGGCUUAUCCCGUCGGUCAUCAUCGCCUCCCUUGAGAAGAAGCUCCGAGAGCUGGACGGGCCAAAUGCCCGGAUAGCUGACUACUUCGACCUGAUCGCGGGCACGAGCACGGGUGCUCUGAUCGCAACGAUGUUGGCGAUACCAGAGAAGGGGAAGAAGCGGCCAAUCGCCGCCGAGGAGAUAAAGAAGUUCUACGUCGACAACGGGCCUAAGAUCUUCCCUCCCAUAAAGUAG
Molecule: messenger RNA, 441 nt
Organism: Panicum hallii
Lineage: Eukaryota; Viridiplantae; Streptophyta; Magnoliopsida; Poales; Poaceae
Product: patatin-like protein 1
Exons: 3
Coding region: 106-441 (111 amino acids)
Biological process (GO): lipid metabolic process
Molecular function (GO): glycerophospholipase activity; monoacylglycerol lipase activity
Source: RefSeq, a predicted model, not a curated record